AUAUAGUUAAUUUUCUCAUUGAAAUUUUCCAAAGAAGCCCAACAGUUCUCUUCUUUUUCAUUUUUGCACUCAUCUACUUCUGGAAGAAGUUGCCAAAAUUUUCACCCCGCUUAAAUUUCAAUCAGUGUAUGAUAGUUAGUAGGAGAAAUGCUGAGCAAUGAAGUUGCAGCACUGCUGCGCAAACGCCGUUAUUCUCCUGGAAAACGAAAACCAAAGUUUUUCAAGAAAAUAGUUAAAUUGAAAUCAAAAAGGAGAAACAAAAAGGCAAUGGUAGUUGUUAACGAAGAUAAAGAAGAAGAAGAAGAAGAAGAGGAGGAGGAAGGGGUUAGUCCACUUGUGAAGAAGUAUUGGUUCCAAAGAUAUGAUCUUUUUUGGAGAUAUGACCAAGGCAUUAAGAUGGAUGAAGAAGGUUGGUUUUCCGUUACGCCUGAGCAGAUUGCCGUCAGGCAUGCCCUCCGUUGUGGUGGCGGUGUUGUCAUUGAUGGUUUUGCUGGAGUUGGUGGCAAUGCUAUCCAAUUUGCAACUAUGUGUCAUCACGUCAUUGCUAUUGAUAUUGACCCUAGAAAGAUUGCAUUGGCUUUCGAAAAUGCAAAGAUAUAUGGUGUUGAAGGUCAUAUUGAAUUCAUUGUUGGAGACUUUUUCCAACUGGCACCGUCCUUGAAGGGGAAUGUAGUAUUUCUUUCACCACCAUGGGGCGGUCCAGAAUACAGGUCAAAGGAAUCUUUUACCCUUGACUUGCUGAAGCCAAAAAAUGGUUAUUCGUUGUUUCAAGUUGCUCAAAGCAUAGCGCCAAAUGUCAUUAUGUACUUGCCUCGUAAUGUUGACUUACUGCAAGUUGAAGAGCUUUCUUGGUUGUCUUCUCCACCCUUGAAAGUUGAGAUUGAAGAGAAUAUGCUUCAUGGAAGGUUGAAGAGCAUAACAGCUUAUUUUGGUGACAUUGCAUUCUCAGACAUCAGCAUGUUCUAACUCUAACCGGAGUCUAACAAUGUUCCUUGUACUUCCAUGUAUCUUUUUAUCCAUCAAAGUGUCUGUCAAUAGAAGCAUAUGUACCGAUGAAAACAAAAGUAGAACAGUAUGUACAUAUGAAUACUAGUGAGCUCUAGUUGUCCCUGUUACGAUGGUUUAACACCGUAUAUGGCCAAGUGCAAAUUGUUGAGCUGAUUAAUGAAGAUGAGACUAGAGAUUUUCUGCAUGGAAAUUCGCUGAUUAAUGAAGACAAAACUGCAGAUUUGCUUUUUCAUGAUCCAA
This is a messenger RNA of Capsicum annuum, 1248 nucleotides long. RefSeq names its product trimethylguanosine synthase. The record is from RefSeq and is a predicted model, not a curated record. Gene Ontology annotation, biological process: 7-methylguanosine RNA capping; 7-methylguanosine cap hypermethylation. Lineage: Eukaryota; Viridiplantae; Streptophyta; Magnoliopsida; Solanales; Solanaceae. The transcript has 6 exons. Bases 148 to 966 code for a protein of 272 amino acids. Gene Ontology annotation, cellular component: nucleus. Gene Ontology annotation, molecular function: RNA cap trimethylguanosine synthase activity.